CGCCCACUAGCUGCAUGGCUGGUGCUUGCCUGCGUGUUCAAAGCCGUCAAGACCGCGCUCGAGUCCAGCGAAGGUGGGGUUGGGCGGAGUGGGGUCUGGUUAGCGACCCAACAUCCUAAGCAUUGCGCACUACUGACUCGACGAUCAAGGGCAGCGGCAGAAGAACAAACAAAGCCCAAUUCCAGCAUAUAAACCCAAGUUCAGCGCGGGCCCCCGGCGUGCAUGUCGAUAACCUCGGCCUUCACGGUAUCGGUGAAACGAGGAGCAGCAGUAGCAGCAGCGCAGACAAGACACGCCGCGACGCCAAGCAACAAAUCCAGACUGCCCUCACAGCUAUUUCUGACCACUAUGUCAGCUCAGCCGCCGCAGCAGCAGCACAACUAUGCUCCUCGCUCGGGGUUCGACACGUCUGGCGCGUCGGGAUUGUAUCACUCUGCCCGUCCUGACUACCCUCAAGACGCAAUUCGUAAGAUCCUCAAUGCCGCUGCAGGCUCAUCGAAGGGAUCACCCGUGAGCCUGCUCGAGAUUGGUAGCGGCACUGGUAUUUCCACGCAAAGCGUCCUCGAAGGGGCUGCUAAGACGAUUGCGGGCGACGGCGGGGAAAGGGUAACAUUCCAACGCUACCUCGCCGUCGAGCCUUCUGCGGGCAUGAGGCAGGACUGGACCAAGCACAUUAGCCGUGACCUCCUCCCUAAGCUUCCGGCUGGCUUGCUAGCAAAUGAUGCCGAUGUAGCUUGCGUCGACGGCACGUUCGAGAACGUGUCAGAGGCUUUGUCUGGUGGCGAAGAGCAAGGGUUAUACGACGUGGUACUCAUCGCGCAAGCUUUCCACUGGUGCCAGGACAUCCCGGGCAGCUUGAACGCUAUUGCAAAGGCGCUCAAGAAGGGUGGUUACCUCGCGCUGAUCUGGAACAUGGAAGACCAGAGUGAUGAGACGGGGGCGAAGUGGGUCAGGGAGGCUAGGACGCAGUACGAGCGCUUUGAGGAUGGUACGCCUCAAUUCCGCCACCGCUACUGGGCCUCAAUGUACAAGGAGCCGGCCCUCAACGACCAAUACGAAGUUGUGCCCGCCGAAUUCUUCUCGCGCAAGCUGCCGACCACAGUCGAGGGCGUCAAGAAUCGCGUUCUCAGCAAAAGCUACAUCUCCGUAUUGCCGCAACAAAAGCAGGACGAGCUCAUGAAGGGCAUCGAGUCCAUCUUUGCGCAGUCGUCGAGCGACGACGAGAUAGGAAGGGUGUGGAUCGACGAGCAGAAGGGCGUGUUUGAGUACCCAUACCAGACAGAGCUGCUCCUCUUCAAGAAGAAGUAGAGGUGACGGGAGCCACCAACACUCCACACGCUAUGCUACGCCGUGCGAAAUUGACCGUAUAUGCAAUCAAAGACUCUUGCGCAUUCUGAUUGACGGUACCACAUUCUUUCUAUCGAUAUUGUCUGGCGAGGCAGGAACAGCGCUCGAUCCCCUUGCAGUGAGUGAUUAGACCCUCACUCGCUUCUCUCAUUGUCGUCACCAUCGUGUGCUUGGGUCCCUCUUUCUAGCGCAAGAUCUGGAGCUGCGCAUUUACCCGACUAUGCUAGCGGGGGUCGAGCGACAUCGUUGUGGUGCCGCUAGGCCCUCAGUGAUGCUGCGAAACCAGAUCGAGACUUGACGAUGAUGGAAUCAUGACGGGGGUAGAGGAGGCCCAGGCGUUCGCGUCGACGGCGACAUGACGGC
Messenger RNA from Jaminaea rosea, 1710 nucleotides. RefSeq names its product S-adenosyl-L-methionine-dependent methyltransferase. Bases 349 to 1308 code for a protein of 319 amino acids. NCBI's taxonomy places the organism in Eukaryota, Fungi, Basidiomycota, Exobasidiomycetes, Microstromatales. The transcript has 3 exons. The record is from RefSeq and is a predicted model, not a curated record.